Messenger RNA from Bactrocera dorsalis (oriental fruit fly), 9154 nucleotides. RefSeq lists its product as uncharacterized. Gene Ontology annotation, molecular function: monocarboxylic acid transmembrane transporter activity. The transcript is spliced from 7 exons. The record is from RefSeq and is a predicted model, not a curated record. Gene Ontology annotation, biological process: monocarboxylic acid transport; transmembrane transport. The coding region runs from base 2248 to 5076 and encodes 942 amino acids. Lineage: Eukaryota; Metazoa; Arthropoda; Insecta; Diptera; Tephritidae.
UUAUACGUUGGAACGUUGCUCUGUUUAAAAAAAAAAUUAACUACAAGUGCAUGAAAAACAUUUAAAGAUAUUUAUUUUAAAUUUUUAAUGUUGCUAGAGCAUAAAAUUGAAAGUUAUGUUGAUGAAAUUUUAGCACUAGCUGCAGGAAAGUGUAUUUGUUUGCAAGCAAGCUAAUGACACCUGGAGCAAAUUAAUUAGAUUUAUUAACAUUAAACUGCAUUAUGUUAAGCUAAACUGUUAUUUCGAUAGCUGCGCGAAAAUUUUCUUGCUUCUACAUUUUUUUCCGCUGCUGUAGGCCGUGUGUAUGCCUGUGUUUGUACUGUUUGGAAAUUGCGCACAAAAACAAGCAGGCACUAAAAGUAAGGAGCAAAACAAAAACAAGGAAAAUCUUAUGUAAAUAUGUGUGCAUGUGUGAGUUGCACGAGUUGCCAUCAACUGCGCAGCUGUCGCAUUUGGCUCACCCCGCUCACUGCCACACACCGAUUAAUUGAACAUUUCGCGACACCAAUUCUCAUCUGUGCUGGCGCAUAGACAAAGGACACGAACAGAUGAUACCAAAUCGUUGCGUCUUGGUUAACUGCCGAAUGCGCUGAGUGCAGUUGAGUAUUGACUUUUUCCCGUGUCGGACGCAUUAAAACAGUGAAGCGCAUCAAACAGCGGCGUUACAAGAAAAAAAUUCAGCAAUUACACAAGAGUUCUUCUGGUUGGAUAUAAAAUCGCAGAGAAUUUAUCAAUAUCGUUUUUUUAUACACUAAAUUGCAAGUUUUGCAUAAUUGCUGCAAUAAAUAAAUAAUAAAACUAGAGAGCAUUGCAAAAAUCGAUGAUUACAGGCUUUUUGCCGUUUGUGGCAAACAUUUGAAGGAAUUUUUAACAGAGCAUUGCACAAUUCAAUUAACUACAAGCAGCGCUGGGAAAAAACGUAAUCGCAUGCAAUUCCAGGCAUCCAACGGAAGAACUUUGCAAACUAUUUGUAUACUUAGAGCAAAAUAUUCAAGCAAGUAACAGAAAUUGAUGCCUAUUUAACACGGUAAAAGCAAAUUAAUUCCAUAACGUGCCGCGCGUGGAGUGCGGCAGAAGGGAAAAUAUCGAUUUGUAACAUAAAACAUAUAUGUACGUUUGGCAGCUAACAGCAACAAAGCACAGCGCAGCUAUACGGCAAGUGCGGAUCGGGAAUUAACAGCGAAGCCUUGCUACGAGUUGUCACGAAAGGACUAAGCUAAACGGUGAAGUGAACUGGAACGCCGAGCAAUUGCAAAAACAAACAAGCAAAUACAGUGAACUUUAGUGCAACUAUAUUUAUAGUAAGGAAGGCAAUAGUCACAGCUGUUGACAGCGGGGUGAGUGGCGUACCCAGUGCUUCCGGUAGAGCGUUGACAACGCACGGGAAACACACCGUUACUUAAAGCGAAAAAGCACACAGCGACAGAUAGUGAGUGCGACAGUUAGAGAGUGCGGAAAUUGCAAAGCAAAACGUGAGCGUGCAAUUGAGAGCAAACCGUUACUGAGCAAGAGCGCACAACUACACUGACAGCAGCAACACUUUGAAGCGCAUCCUUAAACGAAAUAUAUAUUUUUUUUACUGUUAAUUAGUGUGCAUCAACUAUCCUACAAUUUACUACGACACAUUCCGUGUACGCCGCUGUGAUAGUACGCGCUGUCGUAUACGUAACCAAUAUUGUAACGCGCUCACCUUGACUCACAUUCACUCAUUAUAAGCAGUGGCUCUGUUUGACUACUUGAAAACAUAAAUUCUAUGCCAAAAACCAGCAAAAUGUUGCCAUAAAUUGUACGCACACGGUUUAACUUGGCCAAGCGCAAGUUGGAUUUCCGCGCCGAUAUUCUUCGAUUUUUUUUAAAUUGUUACAAAUUUACAUAUAAACAAUUGCAACAAAACAAAAAUAAAACACUACGUACCAAAAGUAACUGAAAAUAACGUGAAAAAUCUGUGCCAAAGGCUGCGCCUAAAACUCCCGUCUAUUAGCCAUUGCAACAGCAGCUGUAACAACAACUACAACAACAACACUAGCAGCACAUUUACGCCGUUGCCGUUGUUGUUGCUGGUGUCGGUGUCGGCAUCGUACGCUGCUUGGUGCCGUCGCUCGCUUCGUAAGUCAAAGUAAAAAUUCCGCCGACGUUGGUCCUGUCGCAACUAUUCGCUUGCAUCAAAAAAAGCCGAUUUAAACCAAUGCAUUUAGGUUUCAAACGUGCAAAACGCCAAAACCAAAAACGUUUUUCGAUUAGUAAAAAAUGUCUUUGCCCCGAGAAUGGAAUUUUCCGAAUUCACGGGGACCGUUACACGGCACGAGUGAAUCGUACCCAACUGGUGGAGUCCAGCACCAGUCGGGAGGGUUCAUUCGCACAUCCACGGACAGCGAUGGUGACUGUGGCGUUUACAUCACCGAUCGGCAUAAUCAUCACGCCGCCACCGAUAUACCACCAUCGCCGCCACCCUCACUUGUCGGCGCUUCGUGUGAACUGCCGACAACGGUUGCUUGCUCUCAACCCGCCCCACCAUCAUUGCUCACCGAGUAUCAACAGUCGACUGGCUCGCUCUUCUCAGUCGUGUCAGCGCCACCGGUACCGCUCGCAGAACUUGACGUCAAGCAAGUGGAUGCGCUUAAUAGCGGUGGAUUCCACAAAGUCAUGGGCAUCGCUGGAGGCGUUGGUCUGCAAGCUGGCGUCGGCAUGGGUUUAUCAACGAUGGGCGGUAGCGCACAAAAUGCCUACUCGACCACAUCAAUGGAUGCAACAGCUACCGCCGCAGUUAUGGCCGCUGGUGCCACAAUCAAUUGCCCGAUGGACGGUACGGCUACGAUCGCUGGCACCACCACACAUGGCAUACAACGUCGUCCGGCCACGUUGCCCAUUAACACGCCAUACUGUCCGGCACCGGUUAGCCGCACUUUGCACUCGAGCCUCUUGGAGCAUCAAAUUGCCGAAAUUGAAGAAGAGGAUAAUGAAAAUCUGUUGACUGUCUCCAGUAUUACAGCGCGUCCAUUAAUCGCCAAAUCGCGUGAGAUACGUUCGAAUCGACAGUUGCAGCUGAUCGAACAAUCCGCGAAACGUGGAGCUAAACAAACGCGACGCGCUAAUCUGUCCGCACAUGCCGCCGACGGCAGGUCCGCCGAUACGGAUCAGUGUGUAGCGGGCAAGCGUACAACCUCUGCUUCAUCACGUUCCUCAGUUAAUACUGAUCCACCAGAUGGUGGUUAUGGUUGGCUAAUUGUUUUUGGCGCAUUUUCAGUGCAAUUUUGGGUUGCAGGCUUGGUUAAGUCAUAUGGCGUGCUCUAUGUGGAAAUAAUGGAAACAUUUCCCAGUUCAACGGCCACCGUUGCUUCUUGGAUACCCGCCAUACUAUCAGCACUAUGCUUAGUUUUAGCGCCAGUCUCUAGUGCACUAUGUCAGCGAUUUUCUUGCCGUUCGGUGGUUUUCGUUGGCGGUAUAUUCUGUGCGUUGGGUCUUACGCUUAGCUACUUUGCGACUAGUCUGUUACAUUUGCUCAUUACCUUUGGAGUUUUAACAGGUAUCGGCGGUGGACUCUCUACAACCCCCGGAAUCGUAAUUGUGUCACAGUAUUUCGACAAGCAUCGUGCGCUAGCAAAUGGCAUCUGUGUUUCGGGCACCGCCGCUGGUAGUUUUAUAUUACCGGUGCUUAUAAAACAUCUCGCAGAGAAAUUCGGCUUCCAUGGAACGAUUUUAAUAUUGGGCGGUUGCAUGUUUCAUGUUUGCAUCUCAGCCACACUUUACAGACCUAUAGAGGAUUACAAUAGUGAAAGUGGCAAGUUAAACGAGGAGGAGGAAGAAUCGACGAAACCGCUGAAUGACAUCAACCCCAGUACAACGGGUAUGCUUACUGGCUCCACAUACUUGGACACAUGUGAUGCUACGCUCAACAACAAAUUUAUCGAACAUCUGUUUCUUGAGGAAUCAAAAAACCGACUUAACGACCUAUACUCGGGCAAGCAAACUGCAAAUGAAAAGCAAACUGCUGUUGGCCACGAAACUGAUGAUGAUGAGGUAAAGGAUGUUAUUGGUGAGACCACAUUCAUCAAGCCAAUGAAGAAGGUGCGCAGUUCGGGUAUUAUGCAUUCUGUGGAAGAUCUCAGCACCGACUCCACUUGGAUGUAUCGUAAGAAUUCCGGCACGGAUUCAAAUCGUGGUAGCCGACGACGUCGGAACGUGUUUGCGAAUGACGAAAUCAUUUCGAAAAUACAAGCACAUCUGGAGAAACCACUCUCUCCGCCGGCCGUGGUGACACGUGGGCUCAGCAAAAGCAUGGAGAUACCCACACCAGUUAGUAAUUUUACUGAUCUGAAUAAACGUGGCGAGCUGCAUGAUCUCAGCGGUGCUAUAGUAGCGCAACCACCAAUAGAUGCUGGCGUCAGCGAAGAUGAUGAUGAUGACGAUGUACCACGCACCUGCUGUGAGCGCAUCGAAAUGUACUUGGACAUUAGUUUAUUGAAAGAUACCACAUUCAUAUUGAUGUGCUUGAGUGUGACAUUAAUGUCGGUCGGUUGUCCUUACAUGCUUUACUAUCUACCGGCACAUGUCAUUUCAAUUGGCAACAACAAAAGUCAGGCCGGUUAUCUAGUCGCCGUGAGUGCUGUGUUGGACUUAUGUGGACGCUUGGGACUUGGCUGGUUGUCCGAUUUGCAACUUUUCGAUCGCAAAAAGACCUACAUUUUUUGUAUACUGGGCGCCGGCAUAGCCGUACUUACAAUACCGUCUGAGAACACGCUUUAUUUAAUUGGGCUCUCCGCUGCUGUUUACGGCUUCUGUUUGGGCAGCUGGUACGUGUUGAUGCCGGUUUUGUUGGCUGACAUCUUCGGCACGGAUCGCAUUAGUUCCAGCUAUGGUUUGGUGCGCAUGUUUCAGAGCAUUGGCGCAAUUUCGGUGCCACCGUUAGCCGGUUUUCUACGUGAUCUUUCCGGUAGCUACGAGAUAUGUUUCUACUGUAUGGGCGCUUGCAUGGUGUUGGGCAGCAUACCGUUGCUGGUUUCGGCGCUGCUUGAGAGUCGCGAACGUGAUCCCUUCGAACAACCCGAUGAAAGUGAUGAGAACUCAACAGUAUCUUAAGCGGUUUUGGUGGAAAUUUUUUCCUGACAACAAUUUGAUUGACUGUUUUAUGAUUUGUGUAGCACAAGGAGUUUAAAAUGAGAUAAAUGUGUCUCCCUGUGCUUAUGCUAUUCAGUAGUAGUUAUUGAACACUGUUUUGAUGUUGAUUUAGAUUCAAUCCAAUGUGUUUUUGAAAUUCCUAUUAGUAUGUGUAGCACAUAAUUUACUCAGACAAGUAGUAUAUCUAUCAAUAGUAAUUACAUAUUUACACACAUAUAUGUAUUCCAACUUAUUACUAUAUACUAAGUUGUUGUGCUAGUAGAUCAUAGCUUUCUGGAACCUUGUCGAACUUUGUCGAAGUUUUCUGACAGAAAUCAUUUGCAUAUUAUCGUAGAUAUUAGGAUACCUGUUACUGACUCAACUGAAGUAAAACGAAUUUAUUUUGGAAAAAUAAACCUUAAGGCAGUUCACUCAGAAUCGUAACUAACCAUACUCAUACUUUUUGUUGUAGCCCUAUCGAGGUACAAAAAAUACAUGCUGAAAAAAAAAUAAUUGGAAACUAAUAAACUGUUUCCGAGUUCAGAGAGAAUGUUUUAAGUUUUAAAGCUCAAAAAAUACGCAAAAAAAUAGUAUAUGUAUUUCUAAGUACGGAUAGCAAAGAGAGUGGAGAGUUUGGCACCUCAGAGUUAGCACUGUCGUUAAAUACCUUCGGGAAUAUUUGAGCUGAGUUGUGCAUUAUUUUGUAACUCGCCUUCAGAAAAAAACCUAAAACUAUUUUAUAUAUAUUUGUAUUAUUUUGGGUCGUUCACUAAGUAAUUUCGUUUUUGCAAUUUAAAUAUUUCUUUAAUAUUGUAUUAUCUCUUUCAUCCAACACCUUUUUGCCAUCUUUCGGACAAGACAUUGAUUUCACACUUAUAAAUUUGUUGAUCCUUGCAGGCAAAGAAAAUGUCCAAGUCGUUUUUGUCGUCCUGACUUGAGUUGAAGGUUUUUCAAUCCAAAAAACUUUACAGAGACCGGAACAAGUAUUAGUCCCAAGGUGCCAAUGCCGAAGAAUAGUUGAGGCGAGUAGCACAUCUCAUUCAAGCUGCUGCUUUUGCCGACUCAACAAAUUUGUAUGAGGUCUCACAUUAUUUAUUUAUUUAAUUACUAAAAUCUAUGAACAUUAAUUCUUACAGACUAUUCAAAAAUUUUGAUUAAAUUAUAUAUUAUUUAUUCAGAAUUAUAAUUUAAUAAAAAUACAAUUAAACAAAUAGAGAAGUUAACAAAAAAUGGAAUUAAGUGUGUUCAUGAAGGAAGCCCUAGAGUGAGAAAAAUCAAGUAAAACUUUCUCGAAAAUCGAAUUAAACUCAAGCAAAGUGCGAUUGAGAGGACUUUUUUUCUUAACAGAUAGGGUUAGUCAAUACAUCCAUUAAUUACAUUGAAAACAAAUUAAAGGCAGAGAACGAACCGUCGUUUUGAUGUGAUUUAAGCUGCAAUAGGAAUAAACGAGAUUUACGAGGAAUGACAAUUAAGUAAUGAGACUGAUUCCAUAAAAACCGUAUAUUUGAAAAUUAUUCUACAACUCUGCCAUCCCCUUCAAAGUAGUCCCCUUGGGCAGCUAUACAGCGAUUCCAGCGCGUUUUCCAUGCUUCGUAACAUUUCUGGAACGCUUCGACUGGGAUGUCCGCGAGUACCCUGGUCACAUCCGCCUCGAUGUCCGUAAUCGACUCAAAAUGGGUUCUUUUGACCACCGAUUAUGUUUUAGGAAACAAAAAAAGUCACAGGUUAACAUGUCGGGCGAAUAAGGCGGCCGUUGUAACACAGCGAUCCCUUUAGAGGCCAAAUACUGGGACACGCUGAGGGCGGUGUGGAUUAACAGUUUUCCCCGGUGGAACGAAUUCUUUGAGGAGGAUUCCACGGCUAUCAAAAAAGGCAAUACUCAUCAUUUUCACCUUCGACUUGCUCAUGCGAGCUUUUUUCGGGCGGAGGCGCUCGGAGGCAACCAUUGUAAGCUUUGGCGUUUGGUUUCCGGACUAAGAGCACUAUAACACUCCUACAAUUUUAGCGUACGUUUCCGAAGCUGUUUCGCCCAAUCUGGCGCAAAAUUUUAUCGCGACGCGUUGCUCUUGAUUUCGUUUUUCCAUUUUCGUGACGAGCACUACAAACACACGUCUCUUAAACUUGACGCAGCAGGCGAACUAAACAAGCUAGAGCGAUGGUACAUAUAUCAAUAGAAAGGGUAGGGAUGCCGGAAAAAGAAAAAGGGAAUUUCAAGGUUUACCACAAGCGCGGCAAUAAAAUCAGUCUCAUUACUUAAUUGUCAAACCUCGUAUACGACGGUAUGGGGUUAACAAACUCUAAGGAGCGGAAGGCAAAUAUAAAAAAGAAACAUUUUUUGAAAGCGCUCAAUUCUAUCAAUUGACAAUAUGCAAUACUAUGGUCUCCAAAUGAACACUAUAUACAAGUACUUCAAGAUAGAAUGAACAAAAGAUAUAUACAAUAAUUUUAACGUAUAGGGGUCGGAAAAAUUGGAAGCAUUUCGACGCACAAAACCAAGCACAGACAAUGAUCUAGAAGUGAUAUAUUCGAUGGGAUUAUUGAAAGAAAAGUCAUUGUUAAAGAUUACCCCAAGAUCAUUGAUUUCAUUUACACAUUUUAUAAAAAUUAUCAAUACCACAUUGCAGUUUAAUUGGAUCUUCCGAGUUUUUGAUAAUUUCGAAAAUUUUUAAGUCAAGAGAAACAUUAAGAAAUGUCGUUGAUUAACAGCUCAAGUAGGAGAGAAUCUAAAACGCUUCCUUGUAACAUUUCCGAAGACGACAUCCCAUUGACAAUAACAACACAACACCUAUUGCGGGAUAAAACUACUGUUUCAAUUGUUUUAAAAUUUUAAGGGUAUAUACAUUUAAGUACACAUAUUUUAAUUACUAAUAUGAACAGAAAAUAGUAAGACUUUUUUAUAAUUUUAAAAUUCGUAAUUUAUUUUGCAAAAUCUAUGUCGUCUCCCCCAAUCUAAUGCUCUUUGGCCACAAAACACUUGUGACAACGUUUUUUUCAAUACUCGAAACAGUUAUUUUAGUCAAUUUCCCCAGAGCAUUCGUUUGAGUUUGCUGAAUAGCCAGAAAUCACACGGAGCUAAAUCAGUUGAAUACGGUGGUUGCUGCACGAUAUUGGUUGAAAUUUUGACGAAGAACUCGCGAAGAAUGAAUGCAGUCUGCUACGGUGUAUUACUGUGGUACAAAAACCAAGAGAGAUAAUUCCGGCAUCUUUUUACGUACAGCUUCACGCAAACAACGCAUAGCGCUCAAGUAGUGUUCCUUGUUGACAGUUUGGCCGAUCGGUAGUAAUUCGGAGUGCACCACACCUCGAUAAUAGAAGAAAGUUCUACAUAUAUGUAAUCUUAAUUUUUACCUGCUCUGACGUGGUUUUUUCGACUACGCCUCACUUUUGCCACAAUAUUCGACCGAUUGAUCAUCUGUUUCUGGGUCGUAAGCAUAGAUCGAAGACUCAUCGCGAGUAAUAAUACGUUUUAUGACAUCCUGGUAGUAGGAAUUGUUUUACAGACGUUAAUAGACGUUUUUUUUCGAAAAAAUUGAGUGAUUUUGGAAUUGUGCUUACACAAAACUUAGGUCCAAAUGAUAAUUCAAAAUGGUUUUCACUGAUCCUUCUGAUAUUUCUAUAAUGCCAGUAAGAUCUCUGACUAUUAAUCAUCGAUUCUCAAGCACCAAUUCCUUUAUUUUAUUGACGUAUUGAUCAACAGUUGAUGUUGAUGUCCGUCCUGGGCGUGGUUCGCGAUAAACAAUUAUUACCGAAAGCAUUUUCCAACAUUAUGAACCUUUCCGCUUACAAAAUUUAAUGGAAAUUCUUUGUUGAAUAAUUUUAUUCUCUUCAGAAAGACAAACUAAUGAUUAUUCUGAUGUCACAUUUGGCACAGAUGUCAGUCAUACCAACCAAGAAAACUAGAAAGGUGUUUCCGAACGAAAUUUGAAUUAAAAAGUCUUACUAUUUUUUGCCCAUAGUAUUUAGUAAUGCACAAUAAAAUUUUUGAAGAAAAUUAAAUAUUUUUCAAGCUGGCGCAUGUAAGCUGAACAAAAAUCUCCCUCACUGCUGCAGUGAUUCCGGU